Messenger RNA from Drepanopeziza brunnea f. sp. 'multigermtubi' MB_m1, 609 nucleotides. RefSeq lists its product as uncharacterized. Lineage: Eukaryota; Fungi; Ascomycota; Leotiomycetes; Helotiales; Drepanopezizaceae. The record is from RefSeq and is a predicted model, not a curated record.
AUGGCUCUAUUCCGCACAACCACCGCUCUCUCGAGCUUCGCCAGAAGAGCAGCUCCAUUGAGAAUCCUUCAACCAGCGAGCUUUCGAUUCAUAUCAUCAACAAGCCCACGCUCUGCAGCACAAGGAUAUGGCGACGGAAAGGGUGAUCCCAGGGGCGAGAAACCCCAAGGCCAGGGACCUUCCAACAAUACCAAACACAAUGCCGAGCACCCAGGACCUGCUCCUCCCAGCGUCGGAAAGUACACAGGAGCUGGCCCUACUAAGGGUGGUGCAUCUCCAGAGGAUGCUUCCGCGCAAUCAGGAGGAUCGAGGAGCAAAGAAGCGAUGGAGACAGGAUCCAGCCCAACGGGAGGAUCCAUAGGCGGAAGCGGAGGUAAGAGCAGCAACCCCGAGGAGAAGAGCAAGGACGGGGCGAAGCCGAAGAUUGCGGACCACGACGUGCCUGGAUCGGGAAAUUCGAAGGACAAGCAAGCUGAGGUCGAGCAGCACAAUAAGGAGUUCGAGCAGCGUCACGACCGGGCUGCUCCGGCGGCGGACGACAAGGUGGACAAGAAGUUCUGGAAGGGUGGGUCUUCCAGUAUGGGGUCUGGUAGAAACAUGCUAAGAUAA